AUGGAGUGUGAGAGAGAGUGCACGAGGAGAGGCGAGGGUCAGGGAGGCGAGGACGACCAAGGGCGGCCUCGAACUAAGCGUGUCUUCCCCCUCCCCCCCCCACAGAGCGGCGUGAAGCAGGACGUGAAGAAACGCAUCGAGGACAUCCGGCUGCUGGAGUCGAGGAAGUCGGCGCGCCUGGCCGACCAGGACACCGACUUCGCCAAGCUGGCCGACAUGUCCACCGACAGGAAGGACCGAAAGCCCUCGCAGACCAUCGACGUGCCGGCGCCCUCGGGGUUCCAGGGGUCGAGGAAGAGGCGCAGCUCGCGCUCGGAGGAGGAGCAGAUGGACGAAUGCGCAGCCGCCAUGGUCCUCAUGAAGCUGUCAUGCUCCCCGCGCUCUCCCGUCAUGCACGAUGGUAAGUGCUGCUCCUGAUGCUCGUAUGUCACUCCGUUAUGGCUGCCAUUAUGGUUAGCAUUUUUUAUUUUUGUACCUGCUCUUCUGAUGUAUUUGUUAUUCUCGUCAUUACGUUUCCUCCUGCCGUGUUGCCAUGUUUUUAAUGGACUCUUAUUACUAGUUAUAUACUUGAGAAACUUCCCGAAGCUGUUCUGGAGAUUGCAGUCGAGGUGUAUUUUCCCUGCGUCUCUCCCGGUCUCCCCG
Messenger RNA from Penaeus vannamei (Pacific white shrimp), 642 nucleotides. NCBI's taxonomy places the organism in Eukaryota, Metazoa, Arthropoda, Malacostraca, Decapoda, Penaeidae. The record is from RefSeq and is a predicted model, not a curated record.